Molecule: messenger RNA, 1179 nt
Organism: Rhodotorula graminis WP1
Lineage: Eukaryota; Fungi; Basidiomycota; Microbotryomycetes; Sporidiobolales; Sporidiobolaceae
Exons: 5
Coding region: 1-1137 (378 amino acids)
Biological process (GO): kinetochore assembly
Cellular component (GO): kinetochore
Source: RefSeq, a predicted model, not a curated record
AUGAACUCGCCCCCAGUGUCGCCUCUCGCCGCCGCCCUGUCGACCAACUCGCACCUCCGCACUCAACUCGCCCAGGCCCACACUCGCCUCGAACAGCGCGAACGCCUGCGCCAACUCGAAGACGAGCGCACGCCCGACCACUCGCCCGACGCCAUUCGCUCAAGGGAGCGCGACCUCGAGACCCGCCUCGCGUCGCUCCAAGGUCAACUCGCGCGAGAACGAGCGCAAGACGCCCUCCAGGACGGCGUCCAACGAGCUCUUGACCAGUCGCACCUCGUCUCGACCCACCUCUCGUCCCUCUCGCCGUCGGUUCUCGCGUCGCCCGACCAGCUCGCCCUGACCACCCUCUUGCGCCGCCGCGACGCCCUCUCGCUCUCGCUCCUCGCCCUCACCGACAAGCUCUCGAGCCUCUCGUCCGAGCGUGCCCUCUUGCGCCGCGACCUCCUUCGCCUCAACCGCCGCAACGCCCAGCUCGUCGCCGACCUGCGCGCCAAGCACACGCUGUCGGACCCGGCGCAGCAGCGCGCCGCGCGUCAAGCGCUUCCCGCACCGACGGCCGAGUACCUCACACGCCUCGAGACCGAGCUCCCGAUCCUCCACACCCGCCUCGCAACCCUCCAGUCCCUCGUCUCACGCCUCAUACCCGAAUGCGGCCUCCCCGCACCCUCCUCCUCUUCCUCGAGCCCCGCCGCCAUCGCCCACAGCGCCCUCAGCAUCCCCGACCGCGUCGCCCGAAUCGAAGCCGACCUGCUCGCCGGCCCUCCCGCAACCACCUCGUCCUCUCGAGUCGACGAGCGGCGGCCCUGGAGCGCGCAGAGGACGUGGGACGUGCUCCUCCUCGCGGGCGACGACGCGGGGCUCGAGCGCCAGGACGGCGGUGACGGUGCGCCCGACCCGCGGUGGGAGCGCGAGCAGGCCCUGCCUGCGCUCAUCGUCGAGCGCGCAGAGGCGUGGGAGAGGGAGCGUGCGGUGGCCAAGGAGGCGGGGCGGUCGACGCCGGCGAGGGCGGACGGCUUCGGUCUCGGGGGAGAGACGCCGCGCAAGAGGGACGACGCGGGCAAAGGGCGAGCGGCAGGGGACGAGAGUGCGGCAGUACGGAGCUCGGCGAGCAAGGGGCGUAGCAGGACGGUCGGGUAGCGCUGCUCGAGCACGGGUUCGAGUUUGAGAAGGCACGAUGCG